Molecule: messenger RNA, 706 nt
Organism: Eruca vesicaria subsp. sativa (arugula)
Lineage: Eukaryota; Viridiplantae; Streptophyta; Magnoliopsida; Brassicales; Brassicaceae
Source: the annotation of a GenBank genome assembly
GGAUAAGCCUGGGCUCAGGGUUUUAGGGUUCUUGAAGUCACUCACUUUCACCAUCCACAGAUCUUUAACUUAGAAGCAGUCAUGGCAAGUCUGCUAAUGUCAACACCAUUCCUAGCUUCUCCCACUCAACGCAAGAAAACGAAUAACCUCUCUGUUCAGAGAUCCUUUAAGGUAACAUCUAUGCAGACACCGUUGGAGGAGCUGUACAACGUUAAAGUGGAGCGUAAAGUGUCACAGAGACGGUUAGAUGAGCUUGGUGUUUCGAGGUGGUCGGUUUGGAAGACAGGGAAGUGUAAAUUGCCAUGGGAUUGGCAGGUGGAUCAGCUGGUUUAUAUAGAAGAAGGAGAGGUUCGUGUUGUACCAGAAGGAAGCAAGAGGUAUAUGCAGUUUUUAGCUGGAGAUCUUGUUCGGUACCCUAAAUGGUUAGAGGCUGAUCUUUUCUUUAACGCUCCGUAUAGCGAACGGUAUUGUUUCAAGGCUUAUGGUGAUGAUUGAUUGAAAAGUAGAAUGGUGUUUAGACUCAAUAAAGUUUGAACUUGUGUGUGUGUGUUGUUAUGGCCUGUUGGAUCUUUUUUUUUUGUGAUAGUAUAAGAAAACAGUUCUCUUUUUCUUCUUCAGAAUUUGUAAUGCUGAACAUAACUAAAGAGAGCAGAGAUAAAGAAAUCAAAAGUGAGCUCUCAAAGUUUUUUGUUUUGGAGAGAAUGUA